Molecule: messenger RNA, 2250 nt
Organism: Rhineura floridana
Lineage: Eukaryota; Metazoa; Chordata; Lepidosauria; Squamata; Rhineuridae
Gene: GSKIP
Product: GSK3B interacting protein
Exons: 3
Coding region: 265-705 (146 amino acids)
Biological process (GO): regulation of canonical Wnt signaling pathway
Cellular component (GO): cytoplasm
Molecular function (GO): protein kinase A binding; kinase regulator activity
Source: RefSeq, a predicted model, not a curated record
GACUGUUGCUCCCCGCCCUCUUUCCUCGCGUAGUAGAAUCUUGGCUGUUGUUGUGCUCACUUGGCUCCUCCUACGGGUCGUCGCACGCUCCGGGGGACGUCACCUCCACGACAAAGUAUCGUCAUCAUCCCCGCGCUGAAACAGAAACAUAGGGGCGGGGCAAAGGAGGCGGAAAUCCCAGGAGAGUUUUUCCUCUUAGCAAGCAUAGUAGUAACUUGCGGUUACAGUUUGAACCCGGCAUGAGGGACAGGCGCGUUCGCCAGGAUGGGCGGGGUUAUUUUCCUAAUGGAGAUGGACUACAAUCCCAUGGACUUAUCCAAUAACACAGAGGUUGAAGACAAUUCUGAAUGCAAGGAUUUUGAAGGAACAGACGUGAAGGACAUGAGAGUAGAAGCGGAAGCUGUUGUGAAUGAUGUCUUGUUUGCUGUGAGCAACAUGUUUGUCUCUAAAAGCCUCCCAUGUGCAGAAGAUGUGGCGUACAUCAAUGUGGAAACUAGGGAAAGGAACAGAUAUUGCCUAGAGCUCACAGAAGCAGGACUUAGGGUGGUUGGCUAUGCUUUUGACCAGGUGGAUGAUAGUGUACAAAAUCCCUAUCAUGAGACGGUCUACUCUUUGUUGGACUCGGUUAGCCCAGCAUAUCGAGAAGCUUUUGGAAAUGCGUUGCUACAAAGAUUAGAAGCUUUGAAAAGUGAUGGGCAGUCAUGAUUGAAUUUGCAAUCAAAACAGGCUUUAGCAAAAAGUUACUGCUGGUUCUAAAUUGGUUGUACUGAGAACUGAUGGCAAAAGAAUGAAUUUUCUUAACUUGCAUUCUUUGCUUUCAAAUUCCUAGCUCCAUGACUUUCAGUGACACCAACUUGUAAAUUGAUACUGUGGUUCUGAGUAAGUUAUCCAAUUUAUUUUUAAGAUGACAUAGUGACAUAUACAUUUACUGUUCUUGGUUAAACUUUCCUUUGUAUAGUUAAAAAAAUAACAAUGUUCUAGAGUUUUGGUCUCUUUGAUAAUUAACUUUAAUUACAACAGUUGGUAUAUCUCUAACAAUUUUUGUACCUAUUCAGAAUUUACACAGUAGUGUUUCAUGAAUAACCUGGUUUUAACCAAACCAAAUAUUAUUUGCCAUAGCUAAUUUAAUAAAAUGGAUUUUGUUUCACUGAAAAGAGUUACAUUCAGCUUAAUUUCUUGUGCGUGGAUUUAGCAAUUCUCUAGCUCAUUUAUUAGGAAAGUAUGAUGAGAUGCUAUUAAAUAAAACAUCUCUUAGGCUAUGAUCCACACAUAUGUUAAGUUAGUACUUAUCAGUAACCAUACAACAGUGUUCAGUAUUUGGUGUACUCUGAGGGUAGCAAGCUUUGAAUGCUAAACAAAAGAUACACUGUUGGCAUAAUGAAUGUAUUCAAGUGAAAUACAAAUGGGAUAAGCACAGUGACGAGGAAAUAAAAAGCCACAUUCUUCAUAAAGCACUAUCCUGCAUUGCUUUUGCUAAAACUGUAUUCAUGUUGUGUAAAGAAAACUAUUUGCAAUUGCUUUGAAUGUUUAUAUAAUGUACAGUAAGUAUAUCUAAAAGUAUUUUUGAUUCCUUGUUUGCUAUACUACAGUUAUUGAGUAUUUCUGCAAAGCCUCAACCGUGUUGUAUCCUCUUCUAGUUAACUUAAAAUGAAAUCCUGGUGCAUUGUAUGGAUAUAAAACCAAAGAUUGAAAUUGGUAUUUGAAUAGGGGGGAAAACAGGUGGUAUUAAGUACAAAAUUAGUUAACUUCCAAUGUUUCUGUAAUUUCAGUAUGUUUUGCUUGGGAGAAAGGUGUGUUUUUAAAAAUAAAGCUAUAGUGAAGCAUCUUGCGAGAUAAUACUAACAAUUUUUUUAAUUCUCAAAGAGCGUGAACUUACACAAACUUUAGCUCCUUGAUGGGUGUAAAUAUACAUUUUAUAUGCUUGACUCUACUUGAGUGGUGCUGUUUUAUCUUGUUGAGAAGUUAUUCUAUAAUUUGCUGACAUAAGGACCUAUAGUACAAACUCAUGUUUUGAAACAUUGAAUGUUACCUUUUGCUUUAUCCACAUGUAGAGUACUUGAUUAAAAUGUGCAUUUCAUGUUCUAAGAAAACUGGGUAAGGGUGCACUCUCACUCUGAAUUUGCGGCAUGGAAGUUAGGAAAAUACAUGAAGUGAAUGUACUUUGCCCAUUUUAUCUGUGCUUCCUUGAGAAUAAUGCAGCCAUGUUUAUUUUGGAGGUUAUACACUUAAAUAAAACAACAAUCUACAUAA